Molecule: messenger RNA, 1035 nt
Organism: Chiloscyllium plagiosum (whitespotted bambooshark)
Lineage: Eukaryota; Metazoa; Chordata; Chondrichthyes; Orectolobiformes; Hemiscylliidae
Source: RefSeq, a predicted model, not a curated record
AUGUGGGCAGUGUUGCCUUGGAAUCUGGUUGCUGUUCGAGGUUUCACUUUCCCAGAGGUUGACGCUGAGUGUCUUUUUACAGGAAUCUCGGUCAGUGUCUCCACCUUCAGUCUGGUGGCUAUCGCUAUUGAGCGAUACAGUGCUAUCUGUAACCCACUGAAAUCCCGCGUCUGGCAGACUCGCUCCCACGCUUACCGUGUCAUCGCUAUCACUUGGCUUCUGUCCAUUGUCAUCAUGAUCCCAUAUCCCGUCUACAAUCUGCUGCACCCCUUCCUCAAGGCCAACAGGAGCAGAGCUCACAACUGCCGUCUGACCUGGCCGAGCAAACACGUGCAACAAGCCUGGUACGUGUUCCUGUUAUUUAUCCUCUUCUUCCUGCCGGGAGUGGUCAUGGCUACCGCUUAUGGACUGAUCUCCAGGGAGCUCUACAGGGGAAUCCAGUUUGAGAUGGACCAAAGAAAGGAAACCAAAGUCCAGGUGAAUGGUGACACAGGCUCCAGCCACGAACACAGUGAGGACAGUGACGGCUGCUACCUGCAGGUGGGAAAGCGUAGGAAUACCAUGGAGAUGGUGACCCUGACACCCAGCUCCAGUGUGAAAUUGGACCGAGCUCGCAGCAAUGCCUCUGAGUCCAAGCUGGUGGCGAAGAAGCGGGUGAUCCGGAUGCUGAUUGUCAUCGUGGUCAUGUUCUUUAUCUGCUGGAUGCCCAUCUACACCGUCAACACGUGGCGGGCCUUUGACAAUCAGAACGCCGUCAGGCGCCUGUCAGGAGCUCCGAUCUCCUUCAUCCACCUGCUGUCGUACACCUCGUCCUGUGUGAAUCCGCUGGUCUAUUGCUUCAUGAACAAGAGGUUCCGUAAGGCUUUCCUCAGCACCUUUGCCCACUGCCUGCGCCCCUUCACCCACCUCCGUCAACACGAUGAGGAACCUGGAGCCACGGGCACCUCCCUGUCCAAGUUCAGUUACACCACCGUCAGCACCGUGGGCCCCCCGUAAACGCCGGGUCCCAGCUCUCACCCCCCACCCCCCACCGAC